Messenger RNA from Leopardus geoffroyi (Geoffroy's cat), 2583 nucleotides. It is a transcript of the gene CREM, whose product is annotated as cAMP responsive element modulator. The transcript has 7 exons. Gene Ontology annotation, cellular component: nucleus; ATF4-CREB1 transcription factor complex. Gene Ontology annotation, molecular function: protein binding; RNA polymerase II cis-regulatory region sequence-specific DNA binding; DNA-binding transcription factor activity, RNA polymerase II-specific. NCBI's taxonomy places the organism in Eukaryota, Metazoa, Chordata, Mammalia, Carnivora, Felidae. The record is from RefSeq and is a predicted model, not a curated record. Gene Ontology annotation, biological process: regulation of transcription by RNA polymerase II. The coding region runs from base 808 to 1578 and encodes 256 amino acids.
CUUCAAAGUUUGUUUUAGAUCUUGUGGUUCUACUACCAUUCAUGAUAGAAGCUGGUAGCUUAUUUCACUUAUUUCAUAUCCAAAGUCUUUGGUUCUUGAGUAGGUUAUAAUGAGUAGUGAAACAGUAAAAGGAGGCAAAGUUUCUAAGAUUACAUUGGCCUAUAGGAUUGGGUUGUUUACUCAGUAGGAAACUUAGCAGGUUUUAAAUCCAGGGGAGUGGAGGUAUUGUGUUUUGCUGGUACAGGUCUCUGUUGAAAGCACUCAGGGGUGCUGGGAGAUGGCUGUACUCUGUGCAAGCUGAAUGAUGGUUCUGGCCCUCUUCUCUAGAUGCUUGAGCUAGCAGGGAGGGAAUCUGUAAGAGGGCCAUACCAGCUCCAAGGCAUGUACUUUCUCUGGAUCACACACACUAAGGGCAUGAGGGGUCUUGGAAUUCCUCUGGCCUGUGCCUUUUUUGUGAUUAUGGGGGGAUAACAGUAACUGAUUUCCAUUAGCAUAGAGAUAAGGCAUUAACUUGCAUCUGGAGUAAUACUAGAAUGUGGCAAACGUUUCAUUUAUUAAAAAAUAAUUCACCACAUUUAAGUUCUGUCUCCAGUUUCUCUUAGGAAGUUAGGUAGUUUAUACUCUGGCCAAAAUAAGGAUUCACUGUUGGUAGUCUUGAGGUUGUAGUGAGGUAGUUUAACUGCUUUAGAACUUUGCGCUUGGAACAUUCUUCGCCAGCGAAGCAUGGGAACUGAAAGUGAGGAGCAUGGGUUCUUUAAUAUCUAUCACAUCAGAGAAUGACUGUUCCAGCACAGUAACCGCCUCCUAAUGGUAGCAACAAUUGCAGAGACAGAUGAGUCUGCAGAUUCAGAAGGUGUAAUUGAUUCUCAUAAACGUAGAGAAAUCCUUUCACGAAGACCCUCUUAUAGAAAAAUACUGAAUGAACUUUCCUCUGAUGUGCCUGGUGUUCCCAAGAUUGAAGAAGAAAAAUCAGAGGAAGAAGGAACGCCACCUAACAUCGCUACCAUGGCAGUACCGACUAGCAUAUAUCAGACUAGCACGGGGCAAUACAUUGCUAUAGCCCAAGGUGGAACAAUCCAGAUUUCUAACCCAGGAUCUGAUGGUGUUCAGGGACUACAGGCAUUAACAAUGACAAAUUCAGGAGCUCCUCCUCCAGGUGCUACAAUUGUACAGUAUGCAGCACAGUCAGCUGAUGGCACACAGCAGUUCUUUGUCCCAGGCAGCCAGGUUGUUGUGCAAGAUGAGGAAACUGAACUUGCCCCAAGUCACAUGGCUGCAGCCACUGGUGACAUGCCAACUUACCAGAUCCGAGCUCCUACUACUGCUUUGCCACAGGGAGUAGUGAUGGCUGCCUCACCAGGAAGUUUGCACAGUCCCCAGCAACUAGCAGAAGAAGCAACACGCAAACGAGAGCUGAGGCUAAUGAAAAACAGGGAAGCUGCCCGGGAGUGUCGCAGGAAGAAGAAAGAAUAUGUCAAAUGUCUUGAAAAUCGUGUGGCUGUGCUUGAAAACCAAAACAAGACUCUCAUUGAGGAACUCAAGGCCCUCAAAGAUCUUUAUUGCCAUAAAGCAGAGUAACUGUCUUUGACUUGGACCUUGUUUACUAUGAACUCUAAUCAAGGCAGGAGAUGCAGCAAUUCUACUAAUUGCCAUGUGGACUUGUGGAAGGGACACUUGUGACCCUUAAGAAUCCAGUUUGGCUUAGUGUUUGACAUUGAAUUGGGAACGCUGUUCCAAGAUUUGGAAUGCAGCCAUGAUCACAUUUAGCAAGCUUACUUCAGCCUGCUUGUCAAUAGCAUGCAAAAAAGUGUUUUGUUUCCCCCUUUGCUUCUACUUUUUUUCAGGGAAGCUGCUAAAGAAUGUCGACGUCGAAAGAAAGAAUAUGUAAAAUGUCUGGAGAGUCGAGUUGCAGUGCUGGAGGUUCAGAACAAGAAGCUCAUAGAGGAACUUGAAACUUUGAAAGACAUUUGCUCUCCCAAAACAGAUUAGUAGAAAUAUUUAACUAUGAACUGAUUACAACAUGUACAGUUGCUUUUGAAGGCAAUACAAUAUAUAGCCAGCAAGAAUUACGGCUUUUUUCCUUUGUAUCAUUCAUCAUAUUCUCUAACCUCUGACAUUCCUAAAAUGCCUCACUGUACGUAGUUAACUAUUAGCUAUAACUUCAAUUUUUUAAAGAGACAGCUGUAAAAAAUGUAUGUAACAAAUUCUUAAAAUGCAGUAUUUGUAAGACUUGUUCCAAUGCCACAUAUUUGCAGUUCCUAACCUCUGUGUCAUGAAUAGUGUCCUAUGCAAUAAAAUUUUUUUGCAGGUCUUUAAAAAUCAUUUUAGGAAAGGAUGAUCAAGAUAAUGCAUCCAGCAGUACAGUAAAAGCAAACCACAAACAAACAAAAAAAUACCUCAGGAAAGAAUUGAAAGAAAAAAUUGAAAGAAUCUAAUGAUAUGCCUAUAUGAAAAUAAUAGCCUAUAAAUGAAUUUAUGGCAUUUGCAGAUUUUUAUAUUACUUGCUUUGUAAAGAAAAUAUUGUAUUGCUGUCCUUGAAUGCCAUAGUUGAAGAGAGUUUUUAAUAGAACCAUGUUGGUUACA